UAAAAAAAGAAGACACGCCACACGGUGUGUUGACUUCACAUAUUCAAAGACUUGAGCUCUCUAUUAGUAAACCCCAUUGCUCUUCUCUUCUCAUCUCAUCCAUAACCAAAAACUCACUCAAUCCUUCUACUUUCUCAACCAUCAUGACACACCCUAUACUAUUUAGCAGUGGAAUCGAGCUAUCACCAUUGGUCAUAAGCUCUGGUCUUCUUCUUAGAUCCUGGGAUGUUAUAGCAUCUCGUCAUGACAACAUCGUUUCUGAUGAGGGACUGGGACUGUCAUGGAAACUUUACAAACAACCGGGUACUGAUGUGGUGAUUCUAGCGUUUGAGGCCUCAUCAGAUUCUUCUUCCAAACUUCAACCUGAUUUGGUUCCAUAUUCUGAUUUGCUUCUCUCUACCAAGAGCAAUCCAGAAUUCUCUGUUAAUAACACUGCAGUUACCCUUUUCUAUGAAAAUCAUCAGAAGCUUGCUCAGUUGUUGAAAUCUGAGAUUAACCUUUCCAACCAAUCCAAUACCAAAUUGAUUGUUACUGGACAUGGUCUUGGAGGAUCAGUUGCUUCUCUAUUCACUAUAUCACUACUAGACAACGUUGGUUCAGGAAAGAAGCGCCCACUCUGCAUCACCUUUGGCUCACCCCUUGUUGGUGACAAGAAAUUACAACAAGCCAUAUCCCGUAGUGCUCAUUGGAAUUCUUGCUUUCUGCAUGUUGUGUCGCACAAAGACCCGCUUCCAAGGCUCUUCAUUGCAAAUUCCUACAUGCCUUUUGGAACAUUUCUCUUCUGUUCUGAUAAAAGUUCUACUUGUUUUGAGAACCCUGACUCUAGUUUGGAAAUUCUCGUGCAAUUGGGCUCAAUCAAUGCUCAAAGUCAAGGAAAUCAAUCUUCUGAGUACGGAAAUAUAAUUGAAAAUCUCAAACCAAUUUGCAAGGAUUUGACUACUCGGGCUGAAGACAAGUUUCAACCAGAUUCACUACUUGCUUGUAUCAGUUUGCAGUUGCAGGCACUAGGAUUGACACCACAAAUUCAGCAGCAGCAGCAACAGAACAUUGAUAUCAAUGCUCUGGAAGCAAAGAUGAAAAAACUAGAAGAAAAGCUUAUUGUCCAAAGGAGGAUAAUAUUUGAUCCUUCCAAGAAAUUGAAUCAAAUGAAGGGACACAUGGCUCAACUUGAAUGGUACAAGAAGGAAACUAAAGAUGAGGGGAAAGGGUACUAUGACAGCUACAAGAACAUGUACUACCAAAGGGACCAUGAUGUUGUAGAGCUGCACAAAAAGCUAACCAUUUACUGGGAAAAGAUGGUUGAAGAAGCAAAGUUGAAGCCUCAGAGAGAAGGCUCCGCUUUUCGUACCCGUUAUCUCUAUGGUGGAACUACCUACAGGAGAAUGGUUGAACCAUUAGCUAUUUCUCAGUACUAUAAAGACGGGGGUGAUGACUAUAUGAAGAAGAAAAGGUCUAAGCACUUUGAACUGUUGGAGGAGUGGUUGAACGAAGCAGGUGAUAAAGAUAAAAAGAAUUUGCAGAGUACAAGUAAGAAAAAUGUGCAAGCUAUAUUAACCAUAGAUUCUUGCUUUUGGGCACAUGUUGAAGAAGCUCUCCUCUCAUGCAAAGAGUUGAAGGCUGGCAAAGAGAAAGAAGAGGCAGUGAAGAAAUUGCUUAAAUUUGAGGACUAUAUUUAUGGGGUGCUUAAGAAUUAUGAAGUGUCCCCUGAGAUUUUCUUGGAGCAAAGCAGCUUUAUGCGUUGGUGGAUUGAGUAUAAAGGAAUUAAGGGAACUUCAUAUAGUUCACCACUCGCCAGCUUCAUGAACGAUGUUGGCAAGCGUAAGGGGUAUAUUCAGGGAACUUAUGAUUUCCCCUGAAGCAUAACAACUAUAUAAUAAAGUGUGUAUCUCAGUGUAAUAGGUAACUGUAAUAAAAGUGUGUCUAUGUGUAAUAGAUUAGGUUUGCAUUGCGAAGCUAAUAACUCUUGUAUUUGAAAGCCUUAUUAUUCCAAGUGGUUUAGUUUUUUUUC
Molecule: messenger RNA, 2008 nt
Organism: Lotus japonicus
Lineage: Eukaryota; Viridiplantae; Streptophyta; Magnoliopsida; Fabales; Fabaceae
Product: senescence-associated carboxylesterase 101-like
Exons: 4
Coding region: 144-1856 (570 amino acids)
Biological process (GO): lipid metabolic process; defense response
Molecular function (GO): carboxylic ester hydrolase activity
Source: RefSeq, a predicted model, not a curated record